Molecule: messenger RNA, 566 nt
Organism: Eutrema salsugineum
Lineage: Eukaryota; Viridiplantae; Streptophyta; Magnoliopsida; Brassicales; Brassicaceae
Product: protein BOLA2
Exons: 3
Coding region: 96-386 (96 amino acids)
Biological process (GO): intracellular iron ion homeostasis
Cellular component (GO): cytosol; nucleus
Molecular function (GO): 2 iron, 2 sulfur cluster binding
Source: RefSeq, a predicted model, not a curated record
UUCGGCUCACCUAUUUGGAAUCAUUAUAGCACACAAGGACUUAAUCAAAGACAGCUUUUACAAAUUUAUCGCUACACAAAGCUUAAUAGAGAGAGAUGGGUGUGACAAAGGAACAAGUGGAAGCUUCGUUGACUUCAAAACUCAACCCUGUUCAUUUGGAAGUCAUUGACACAUCUGGAGGCUGCGGUGCGAGUUUUGCUGUUGAGAUUGUCUCGGAAGAGUUUGAAGGGAAGAGAUUGCUUGAGAGGCACCGCAUUGUGAACGCUGCUCUUGAAGAAGAGAUGAAAGAAAUACAUGCUCUCUCUAUAAAGAAAGCUCAGACUCCACAGCAAUGGAAGCCUACUUCACAAGACUCUGCAACAAUAACUCCUACCACAGAUGCUUGAAGACAAAAGAACAAACAAACCAUAGCUUUCUUUUACUAAGAAUAAAAAGCUACUGACUUUGACAUUGUCACAAGGUAGCUAAAAAAAAAGCUUUGUAACUUUAUAAGUUAUGAAUUCGAAUACAAUACUGGUUGCUUAUCGUCUACUACAUAAUCGGAAUCCAACAUCUUAACCAUCAAA